UAGUGAGCAGAGGCUCGACUGCAAGAUGAAGUCGAUUGCGUUGCUGGUAUUGGGCCUGGCCGCCAUGGCCACGGCUCAUAUUGAUAUGGACGUCCAACUAUCAGUCACAAUGGAUGUUAAACAAAAGCAGCUGUUUAUUUUGAAAUUACUGAACCAUGUAAUUGAUCCGGUGAUGUACAAGGACAUCCAAGACAUUGGAAUGAAUUUUAAGAUCGAAGAAAACCUUAACUUAUAUACCAGAACUGAUGUCGUUAAAAAUUUUGUCAACCUGGUAAAAAUGGGAUUGCUGCCACGUGGUGAAAUAUUCACUAUUCAUGUCGACCGUCAACUUAAGGAGGUCGUAUCCAUGUUCCACUUGCUCUACUACGCUAAGGACUUCACCACUUUCAUCAAGACAGCUUGCUGGAUGCGCCUCUACCUGAACGAGGGUAUGUUCGUAUAUGCUCUCACAGUUGCCGUCAGACAUCGUGAAGACUGCAAGGGAAUUAUUCUGCCGCCUCCUUAUGAAAUCUACCCGUACUACUUCGUCCGUGCUGAUGUCAUUCAAAAGGCUUACUUAUUGAAGAUGAAGAAAGGAUUACUCGACACAAAGCUCUGCGAUUUUUACGGUAUCAAGAAGACUGACAAGGGCGUCUACAUUAUUGACGAGAACAUUUUCGACAAACGUGUUUACCUUAGCGAUGAAGACACGCUCAGAUAUUUCACUGAGGAUAUUGAUCUAAACACAUACUACUAUUACUUCCACGUGGACUAUCCCUUCUGGAUGAAGGACAACGUCAUCGACAAACUUAAGAUGCGUAGAUGGGAGCUGAACCUAUAUGUUUGCCAGCAAAUCCUAGCAAGAUACUACUUAGAACGUUUGUCCAACGGACUGGGUGAAAUUACUACAUUGACAUGGAACAAGCCAAUUAGGAAGGGUUACUGGCCAUGGAUGUUACUUCACAAUGGUGUCCAAUUCCCACUAAGACCCAACAACUACGUUCUGGUUGGUGAUAAAGACAUCAACGUUGUGCGUCUGGUAGAAAACUACGAAAUGAUCAUUAAAGAUGCUAUCAUUAAGGGCUAUAUUGACAUCAAUGGCAUCCGGUUGGACUUGGUCAAAUAUGAAGAUGUUGAGACUCUAGGAAAGAUUGUUUUCGGAAAGAUUGACAAGGUUGAAGUUGACAAAUUCCACAUCGAUGCUUACCGCUACCUGCUUAUCAUCAUGAAAUCUGUUAUAGGACUUAAUACAUUCAAUUCCAACAAAUACUUUGUAACGCCAUCCGUUCUCGACAUCUAUCAAACUGCUCUGCGUGACCCUAUCUUCUAUCAACUUCAAAAACGUUUGUGUGACUUCUUGAUCCUGUUCAAGAAACGCCUGCCUUGCUACACAAAGGAGGAACUAUUCUUCCCUGGAGUAAAGAUUGAUAACGUUGUUGUUGAUAAACUGGUGACAUACUUUGACGAUUACCUGAUGGAUAUGACCAACGCUGUUACACUAACUGAAGAUGAACUUAAAAAGACCACCUCAGAUAUGGUAUUCUUGGUACGCAAACGUCGUCUUAACCACCAACCGUUCACAGUCACACUAGACAUUCUUUCUGAUAAAACUGUUGACUGUGUGGUCAGGUUAUUCUUAGGACCGAAGGAAGAUCACUGGGGCCGCUUGAUUGAUCUCAACCAUAACCGCGUAAACUUUGUCGAAUUAGACUCCUUCCUUUACAAAUUGAACACCGGAAAGAAUACCGUCGUCAGAAACUCGAUCGAUAUGCACAAUUUGGUGCGAGAUCGUAUCAUGACUCGUGAUCUCUGGAAGAAGAUCGACACACUAACCGAUAUGAAGGAUCUGCUAGUUAAGGACUUGAGGAACUACCACACUGGAUUCCCGACAAGGCUUUUAUUACCUAAAGGUCGCAUCGGCGGUAUGAACUUCUUGCUGUACGCUAUUGUAACUCCGUUGAAGUUGGUUGACAACGUUGACAUAAACAUUCUUGAUACUAACCGCAAGGACUGGAUUGUAGACUUCAGAUCCACUGUUCUUCUUGACAAGAUGCCACUAGGUUUUCCGUUUGACCGCACUAUUGACGUUGCCAAGUUCUUCACGCCUAACAUGAAGUUCGUCAAUGUUGUGAUCUUCCACAAGAAGCAGGUCUGUGACAUGAAGACCAGAUGGGACCGCUGGGUGCUGAAGAACUACAACAUGGUCGACCGAACUAUAGUAGGAGUGAACGACUAUAUUACUAAUGUCGAUAUCAACUCAAAAGUAGACAAAGACGUUAAUCUAUUUGACCUGUAAAUACCAAAAUAAUUGCUAUUUUUGAAUAUUUAUGACUUAUAUACCAAAUAUAUAUUAAAGCAUUGGAAAAAAUUAAAUAAAUAAAUACA
Molecule: messenger RNA, 2364 nt
Organism: Papilio polytes (common Mormon)
Lineage: Eukaryota; Metazoa; Arthropoda; Insecta; Lepidoptera; Papilionidae
Product: basic juvenile hormone-suppressible protein 2-like
Exons: 5
Coding region: 26-2275 (749 amino acids)
Source: RefSeq, a predicted model, not a curated record